AGGCGCCGGCCGACCGCGAGCGGCUCCCGCAGCCUGCGCCGCUAGAGCCGCUGGGCCGCCGCGCCGCCGGGCUGGAGUCUGUGGCCGGUGCGGAAGCGGAGCGGGCCCGGGACGAGGGCCCCGGGGACGGCAUGUCUUCGUUGCUGCGCGCGGGCUUUCUCUGGAUGUGGUGAGCGGGGGCUACUCUUCGUUGUGGUGCGUGGGCUCCUCAUUGUAGUGGCUUCUCCUGUUGCGGAGCGCGGGCUCUAGGCUCAGGGACUGAGUCGUUGUGGCGCACGAGCUUAGUUGCUCCGAGGCAUGCUCCGUACCAGACCAGGGAUGGAACCGAUGUCCCCUGCGUUGACAGGCAGCUUGUUAACUACUGCACCACCAGGAAAGUCCCUCUCUUGCUUUUUGAAAAUAAUCUUAUGAUGACGGAAAAUAAUUUUUGGUUAAAGAAGAUAGAAAUUAGUGUUUCAGAAGCAGAAAAGCGAACUGGAAGAAAUGCCAUGAACAUGCAAGAAACAUAUACUGCUUACCUCAUUGAAACAAGGUCAGUUGAACAUAUUGAUGGUCAGAGUGUCCUAACAGACUCACUAUGGAGGCGGUAUAGUGAAUUUGAGUUGUUGAGAAACUACCUUUUAGUUUACUAUCCACAUAUUGUCGUGCCACCUCUACCAGAAAAAAGGGCAGAAUUUGUUUGGCAUAAACUCUCUGCUGACAAUAUGGACCCGGAUUUUGUGGAAAGACGGCGAAUCGGUUUAGAAAACUUCCUCCUGAGAGUUGCUUCACAUCCCAUUCUGUGUAGAGACAAAAUCUUCUAUUUGUUUUUAACACAGGAAGGUAACUGGAAGGAGACUGUGAAUGAAACUGGAUUUCAGCUGAAGGCAGACUCCAGGUUAAAAGCGCUUAAUGCAACAUUCAGAGUGAAAAACCCAGACAAUAGUGUUAUUAGGAGACACUUCAGGAGUCCUUUGCACACUGAAGUCGGUGGUAUAAGAGAUGGUGAAGGAAGUGAGUGCUGCAGAGGAGACUUGAGGAAUGACCAGAGAGCGACAGGAAAAUGGAGAUUUACCGAACUAAAACACUACAGUGACGAACUACAGUCUGUCAUCUCACAUCUUCUUCGAGUCAGAGCUAGAGUAGCAGAUCGACUGUAUGGUGUAUAUAAAGUACAUGGGAAUUAUGGGCGAGUUUUCAGUGAGUGGAGCGCCAUAGAAAAGGAAAUGGGCGAUGGACUGCAGAGUGCUGGCCAUCACAUGGAUGUGUACGCAUCUUCUAUCGAUGAUAUUUUGGAAGACGAAGAGCAUUAUGCAGAUCAGUUGAAGGAGUACCUUUUUUAUGCAGAGGCGCUGCGGGCCGUGUGCAGGAAACAUGAACUUACGCAGUACGACCUGGAGAUGGCUGCUCAGGACCUAGCGUCCAAGAAGCAGCAGUGCGAGGAACUGGCAACUGGGACCGUGAGAACAUUUUCUUUGAAGGGAAUGACUACCAAGCUCUUUGGUCAAGAAACUCCAGAGCAAAGAGAAGCCAGAAUCAAGGUGCUAGAAGAACAAAUAAAUGAAGGAGAACAACAACUUAAGUCUAAAAAUCUGGAAGGCAGAGAAUUUGUCAAAAAUGCUUGGGCUGAUAUUGAACGCUUCAAAGAACAAAAGAACCGUGAUUUAAAGGAGGCCCUUAUAAGCUAUGCCAUCAUGCAGAUCAGUAUGUGCAAAAAGGGAAUUCAAGUUUGGACCAAUGCUAAGGAGUGCUUUAGCAAGAUGUAAUCCUGUGAAAUGAGUUUCUCUUCAAUCAAGGUGCCCCAAAACAGAAGCACAAGUAAAUAAAAAAAUUUAAGUUGCUGCCAGGAUACCCAAAAAUAUAUAAGUUGAGUAUAUUCAACUUGCUUUGACUGUAGUGUUAGUAUAGCACAAAGGAUGUAUUUUAAUGAAGAUUAAAUAUUAUAAUUUGAGGUUAUGGGGACUGGUGCUGAUUCUAAAACGUUAAUUAGAUAAAAUAUACCAACAAAUUAUCAGGUUUCUGAACCAGUGACUGAAUAUCAGGAUGUUAGGUAAUUUCUAAAUGUUCGUUUGUUUGUUUCAGUCCACUGUUUCAGAUCUGCACAUGUAGGGAGUUUUUUUCCUACGAUUGAAUUCUUAUCUUUAUUUGGUAAGACCCAUUAAUCUGUUAUAGGGGGUUAAUUUUUCUUGCCUUAUAGUUGAGCUGUUUGGUUUGACAAAGCUCAGCAGAAACUUAGUGUGAAAUGUAAGAAUUUCUCCCACAUUCUUUAAUGCCCCCAACCAUUACAUAUACUAGAAAAUGCCUUCAAUGUGUGUUUUACCAAAUUUUGAUACUGGUCAAAAAUUUUAUACUGCCAACAAAGACUCAACUUCUCAGAUAUAUAGUGGAAUACAUUGUGAUGAUCUAGGAAUUGGUAUAUAGAAAGUUUUAAUUGAGUAUGUUACAUACAAGCAUUAAAUUCUCAAAUUAUUCUUAACCUCAGCGAUGAGCCUAAGUGUACUCUGCUUGGCUCUCUACACAUGGCAUUUCAGGUACAGGAUGUAGCGCUUCAGUAUGUAAGAUCUAUGUAGUGAACAUACGUGUUGGUAUCUUCAUUAUUAACAUCCUUUUUUAUUGCUUGGCUGUAGUUUUUGUAAAGAUAAAUUAUAUUGCUUUUGUGUGUGUGUUUUGUGGUAUAUGUUCAGAAGCCAAGCACCCUUGGUAUUUUGCUAGCUUUGCAGAACCCUACAUGUGUACUCACUAUUACUAAUUAUGUAAAAAAAAUUUCCAUUACUGGUCAGCAUUUGACUUUUUUACAUGUUUAAAAUGUUGCUGAAGUUCUGUGCUGUUUGCCAAACUUAUACAAUAAAUAAAAGAAGUAUUGUAUUGAUUUUC
Messenger RNA from Hippopotamus amphibius kiboko, 2853 nucleotides. It is a transcript of the gene SNX4, whose product is annotated as sorting nexin 4. The coding region runs from base 408 to 1745 and encodes 445 amino acids. Gene Ontology annotation, biological process: protein transport. The record is from RefSeq and is a predicted model, not a curated record. Gene Ontology annotation, molecular function: phosphatidylinositol binding. NCBI's taxonomy places the organism in Eukaryota, Metazoa, Chordata, Mammalia, Artiodactyla, Hippopotamidae. The transcript has 16 exons.